Molecule: messenger RNA, 2237 nt
Organism: Cottoperca gobio
Lineage: Eukaryota; Metazoa; Chordata; Actinopteri; Perciformes; Bovichtidae
Gene: il6r
Product: interleukin 6 receptor
Biological process (GO): cytokine-mediated signaling pathway; immunoglobulin mediated immune response
Cellular component (GO): membrane; external side of plasma membrane
Molecular function (GO): cytokine receptor activity; protein binding
Source: RefSeq, a predicted model, not a curated record
CUGAACAAGCUGUCUGUGGGAGGACUGUCAGCUGUUUUUCAUCGUAUGAAAAGUUAGAUGGGAGUCACAACAAUCUCUAACUUAUAUCAACUGAUGCUGUCUGCGUCUAAGUGAUGGUGUGAGGACUCGGUGGAGAGAGACUCGUGCGCAAAAAUGCAGAUUUUUCUCCCUUUGCUGUGUGUUCUGUGCGCCACACCGGUCCACGGCACUGUCGACGGAACCUGUCCCAGAAAAACCCCUCCCCCUGGUGUGUUGGUUUUAACCCCGGGCAGUAAGUUGGUUUUGACCUGCAGCGGUCAUGUUGAAGUGGACGGAGUAAAGGUCAACAAGGCCAGAAACAGCUCUAACACCAACAGAAGAUCGAGUCCUUCUGUUAACCCAACCACUGUAAACAUUAUAAGCAACACUGAAGUUUCGACGAAAAGUGACAAACAUACUGUGGAGAAGACUGCACGUGAGGGUUACUCCUCCAUCCCCACUGAUGCAGGAGAAAACAAAAGCCUUGGACAUAGUAAUGCAGUAAACACAACUUCUCCCAGCACUCACACAGUCCAGCCAACCGGUGUGAGCAGACUGGUAAAGGGUGAAUCCAACAAGGAGGAUGAGUAUGGCGAUUAUGAGGAGGAGGGGGAGGAAGGGGGAAGAGUAACAAGGGGCAUAAAGUCGAGGCUACAGUGGAAGUGGAACGGGAAGACAGUGGGAAAAGAAGACAGAGAAAUCACAUUUGAGAGGAGAGGGGCUUCCCUGUCUCUGUCCACAGUCAGACUGACAGACGCUGGGAGGUACACUUGUUAUCACAAAGGCAGACAGAGGUUCUCCGUAAAAGUCAACGUUGCAGAUCCUCCAGAGACUCCCAGCCUGUCCUGCUACAAAAGGUCACCCAGCAGUAAGAUUCGCUGUGAGUGGGCACCUCAGAAGCCCUUCACUAUAUCGCCUAACUGCUCUCUCUUACUCAGUAAAAGUCCGACAGAGGCAUUCCUUCGUUUGCAGUGCUCAUAUUCAUCUCUGUACUCCCGCUGUUGGUGUGCUAUGAACCACAAUGAUGACGAGCUGAGAACCCUUCACAUGGCCUACCUGUGCGUCACGAGCGUCGAAGGCAAUGCCACCAGCUCCCUGCUGUCAUUCAUUCCUCUGAACAUAUUAAAGCCCGACCCUCCAUCAGAUGUGUCAGUCCGAAAGGAGGAAGGACAGGAGACGAGGAUGACGGUCUCCUGGAAUUUACCAAAGUCUUGGAAGUCUCAAGACCGCUAUUAUGAACUUAUCUACGAGAUCAAAUACCGACCUCUCAAAUCCUCGUUGGAUUAUUGGCAGAUACAGUCGAUUAACGACAUGCGCUCCUACAGUGUAAUGGAUGCGAUGCCUGGUGUUGAGUACCAGAUACAGCUCAGAACUAAGGAAGAGUAUGAUGGUCAUUGGAGUGACUGGAGUGCACCGAUCUAUGAAAGCAGUUGGACAGCUAAAACGUCAGCCGAGUAUGAGGAUCUCGCUUCCACAACGUUUUCAGUAUACACAGAAGGCUCUGGUGCAGAUGGAGAUGAGUCUGAUGUUCCUGAACCAGUGCAAGGUGAAGACGACGAGUCACGUCACGUCCUGUGGCUCUCUGGUUCAUUUGCUCUCUUGUCUGUCAUUUUAGCUUUCUACAUAUUCAGACACAAGGACAGAUUUAUGUCUAAACUCCUGAGUCUGAGUGUUGUCAGCCAGCGUAGGGACUCUCUUCGGCCUAUGCCCUCCUCCCCAACGGCUUCAGAAGGGCAUGCUCUGGUGACCUUUGCCCCUCCUCGUUUCAAAGAACCCCCACGGAGCGAAGUGGAAGGAUGUGAAGAAGAAAUUGAAGAACAACAUAGGCUGAAGGAGAGGAUAGAAGCCAUACACUUCAACAACACAAGUUAUUUCUUUUUCCAUAGGGAGUGAUGAACCAGAGGAUAAUGGACCUAAAAUUGUUAUCGUUCUCCAAUGAGCUUCUGCCGGAAGCAAACUCAAGAACAGCUUGUAUAGUCACUUUUUCUAUCUCUAACUGAUACCUAAAAUACCUCCAAAAGACAUUUUGUUGUUGUAUUUGUCUUAAGAGUAGCAUGAUAGCAACUCUCUCCCAUGUCUGGGUCAAUUUAAAGUGUUUAUAAACUGUAGACUAAGCGUAGGCCUAAUUACAGGCUUACAUCUAGCACUCCACCUCAUGUUCUGUGUGUGUGUAUAUAAUGUGAUUAAGGUUUAUCAAAUAUAUCACUUACUUCCUGUUC